Gekko japonicus is the source of this 3033-nucleotide messenger RNA. It is a transcript of the gene SFXN2, whose product is annotated as sideroflexin 2. Bases 18 to 986 code for a protein of 322 amino acids. Lineage: Eukaryota; Metazoa; Chordata; Lepidosauria; Squamata; Gekkonidae. Gene Ontology annotation, molecular function: monoatomic ion transmembrane transporter activity. The transcript is spliced from 12 exons. Gene Ontology annotation, biological process: serine import into mitochondrion; monoatomic ion transport. Gene Ontology annotation, cellular component: mitochondrial inner membrane. The record is from RefSeq and is a predicted model, not a curated record.
ACGAGAAUUGGAGUAAAAUGACAGCCAGUCUUACCAUGUUCAAUAUUGAUGCGCCUCGCUGGGACCAGAAUACCUUCAUGGGGCGCCUGAAGCACUUUUUCAACAUCACAGACCCAAGGACACUGAUGGUGUCAGAGCAAGAACUGGACAGAGCAAAGGCAUUGGUGGAGAGCUGCAGGGCAGGCACGGUGCCCCCAGGAACCAGCCAGGAGCAGCUGUUCUACGCCAAGAAGCUUUAUGACUCUGCUUUCCACCCUGACUCUGGGGAGAAGAUGAAUUUGAUAGGGAGGAUGUCAUUUCAAGUUCCUGGAGGGAUGGCUAUCACUGGCUUCAUGCUACAGUUUUACAGGACGGUCCCAGCCGUUGUUUUCUGGCAGUGGGUAAAUCAGUCCUUCAAUGCCAUUGUGAACUACACCAACCGGAAUGCUGCCAGUCCUAUCUCUGUCAAGCAAAUUGGAGUUGCUUAUGUCACUGCUACCAGCACUGCCUUGGCAACCGCCGUGGGGCUCAACCUUUACACCAAGAGAGCCCCAACCCUUGUGGCGCGUUGGGUCCCCUUUGCAGCGGUGGCGGCUGCCAACUGCGUGAAUAUCCCUUUGAUGAGGCAGCAGGAACUCAUUAAUGGAAUCACAGUGACUGAUGAGAACGACAAUCGUCUGGGCGAGUCCAGGAGAGCUGCAAUCAAGGGGAUAACCCAGGUGGUGAUUUCCCGCGUCACUAUGGCUGCUCCUGGAAUGAUUUUGUUACCCAUCAUCAUGGAAAAACUAGAAAAGUACCCUUUCAUGAAGAAAAUCCAGGUUCUUCAUGCUCCGUUGCAAAUACUACUCGUUGGAGGAUUCCUCGUGUUCAUGGUCCCAUUCGCUUGUGCACUCUUCCCACAAAGGAGCUCAAUUGCCAUUUCAAAGCUGGAGCCUGACCUCAGAGAGUCUGUUGUGGCCAAACACGGGGACAAAGUGUCAUGUGUCUAUUUUAACAAAGGCUUGUGAGUAGAACUUCUGUUCGAAGAAUGGGCUGGAUCUGCUGACCAUCUUACCCCAGAAUCUUCACCUGAUGGCACAUGGUCGACAGAUUUGCUCAACAUACUCCAGAAAGAGCAGUGCUUUACCUUCAUCCCUCUGUUCCCAUUGCUUUGGGGCGAGGUUGCAAAUUGAUGGGCAAAUAUAAGAGGUUUAGCCUCACAUCUCUUUUUUGCAUCCCCAUUCAUCUGUCAGAAAAUGGAUUUGGGCUUUGAUGUGAGGUAAUAGCUUGUGCUCAGCAGAGAGAACGUCUGGUUCUCUGCCUCUGCCUGGUCAGAAAUGGAACAAUAAUCUUUAACACCCUAGUUCUUCUUUACCCUGUGAGGCUUUUCCUCUCAGCUUUGAAGUUUAUACCUCAGUGUCCUUGCCUGCUCCAAGAAAGAAGCUUUCCAGUUGCCUUACAUUUUUCCGUAGAGUCCGCUCUGCACAUAGGAACACUAUCUUAAGUCCGUGUAUUGUGUAAUGAAUCAAGUCAAUCAUAAAGGGACAGAAUAUCCUUGUAUCCAUUUCUGCUGACUUCAGGAAAUCCAGAAGGGGAUUAAACUCUCCCUGAGCUUGUUGUAAAGCCCAUACCUGCAUUUGACUAUGCUGAAGGCCAACACAUUUGGUGUAGUUCAGAUUGCCCAUAGGUGACUGAAAUAUUCUGAUCUAGGUACCAUCUCCUUAGUUUACUGACAUGAAAGCUAGUUUGUUCAUACCUUUGCAUUCCUUGAUCAGGUAGCUGGCUCAAUUCUAAUGUCUUACAAGCAGACCUUGCAUGAUUUUAGAUUUAACUCAUAGGUGCACAACAUUUGGCCCAUGGGCCUCAUGUGGCCUGGUAGAGCCAUGUUGUGCAGUCCAUAAUCCCCUCCAAUAAGGACCGGGGGAGGAAGGUGCCAGCACAGUGAUGUUUCUCCUCUCCUUGGGGUGGGAAGGUCAGAAUGUUAACUCUCAGUCCAGAGAACAGCCAAGAGGCAGUGUUCUGACACCCCCCCCCCCAAGCCAGAGAUGUCCUAGGAUGGUCUACUGGUCAGAAUACCUUAGGGCCACAUGGUAUGCACCACUGACUGAACUAAACGAUAAUGCUAGACAGCUGAAUAUGUUGCUGGAACAGCUGGCAUUCACUACUCCUUUUUUCUUAGCAAGUUUAGCUGAGUCCUUGAGAAGUUUGCCUUAAAUGGCAGUGGUAUUGCUUAGGGAACCAUGAUGCAGACGAAAAUGGACCAAACCACAGCAAUGUCUGGUGAUCAGUUGUUCCAAAGGAGGAGAAGAACUAACUUUGACCAGCUCAGAUAGGCUACUGGCAUUAACAAUACUUUGAUGAUUUUCGCUAUGUUACUCCCAAUGAGGGCUUGUAGUCUGGGAGUUGUGGCAUAGUGGCCAAGAGAGCAAGUUGAGAUCCAGGAGGUGGCUGGUUCAGAUCUAAUCUAUGCCACAAAUUCACUAGGUGGCUUUAGGUCAGCCAUUCUCAUCAUCUUCCACUCCCAAUACAGGGGCAAUACUGCUGACCUGCCAUAUGUGCUUGAUGUAAAGUUUACUGUGAUAAUCUGUGUGAAGUGCUUUGAACACUGCAAGUGCUAUGUACAUGUUAAGUAUUAUUAUAACUUGUCAGUUAUACUCCUCUCUUUGUGGUCUUCCUCCACCCUUGCCUGCGCACGCCUCCAUCCUCUGUGCAUCUUAGAACUAUGCAAUUGGGUUUUUUUCCUACUAGGCGCUAUGCCUGUCUUUUCAGAAGGUCUCUGUUAUACUUGUUCAUGACCAAAAUUUCUCCUAGGUGGUUUCCACAUUGGGACCAGGCUUGUGCAGUUUUCCUGUGGCUGCCGUGGCUGGCGUGCAGUUUCCCUGCCCCCAGCAGCUGCCAUCCCUCCUCCCCCAGUGCAAUUGGAGCUUUUAAAAUUUUUUAAAUCUGCAGUUUCAUAUUGUUAUAUGCCUUUCCCCUUAUAUCUGUGCAAUAAAAAAUGAAAGCUGAGAUUUCAGAGAACCUGUUACCCUUGUUGUUAUAACAGUGUUGUCAAUAUAACAUAACAUUACUCGUUGU